UCACCUAACAAAAAUGGAUAUAAUAGCGAUAAUGCAAAAUGGAUAUUAUAUCCAUAUGUACGGAGAUAUUAGAAUGGAUAUAAUAUCCAUUUCUAGAGAAAAUGGAUAUAAUAUUGAAUUUGAAACGACGAGAACUGGCAGCGUCCCAAUAAUAGCACAUUGAGGUUUUAGUUAUGGAUACGAGGCUGUUUGAAGAGAGUUUCGGAACUGCGAAACAAACCUGGCCAACGAAGACGGUUCUCUUUUUUGCGUUUGCUUCUAGAUUAGAAUAAGUUCAAUUCAAGUGUGUUUUGUGAUAAUGUAGUGUUGAUUUAUGUAUUUUUUGUUGGUUAGAAGUUUCUGCAUAAGAAGCAACUAGAUGUCCUGACUCUUAGUAGGUGUUGGUGUGGCAAUUAUUGUAAAGACAACUCCAUCCCAUAUCUGCCCAUUUUUUUUCUUUUGUACUUUUUUUAAACAGCAAUAUUAGCUACCUAUAGCUAACUAGCUAUGGGAUACAUUUACGGUGACUUCAUUGGAUAACAAGGCAGGAACAUAGCUAGUAAGGGUCUAAAAAUAAUAUAAAUAAGCCCUCUUCUUCUUGGCUUAGCUAGCUAGCUAAAAAAUAUCACAGUCGGUGAUAUUCAGGGCUGAUACAGGGAGUACUCAAUUUUCCUUGUGUUCUUUCUUGUUCUUCUAUUGCCUGUGAGGAUGCACGCACAUAAACACUCACAACUCAUCUAUCGAUGCAGGAUAGCUAAUUAUAUGGCAUGUAAAAACUAGCACCACACCACUUCACUAAUUACACUGAAAAUAUUUUUUAAAUUGUUGUCUUUUGUCAGAUCACGAAAUUAUAAGCAACCUUCUUUAAACCCAACAAGAAGUAAAAACUAUCAGAGGUUUAUCUGUUAUUAUGUUAUUAAUGUUAUUAUGUUAUUAAAUCUUAUAGACUGCCUCAGCUUAAUCACAUAAUUUUGCUAGUAGCCUAGUACAGUUAAAAAAUGUAUUUUGUGAUAGUCCCUUGCUUUUCUUUCUUGCAGGGCUUUUGCGUCUUGAUCCGUAUUAGAAAAGCGUGGUAAAUUAUCUUUCUGACUAAACUUUCUUUAUAGUAGGUAAAAACUAAAAUCGAGAUGGGACCAAAGAAAAAAGCUGGUGGUCAGAAGCUGAGUGACUAUUUGUCUGUACCUAGUCGUCACUUAUUGUUAAAAAUGCAAGAAGAGGAAGGCAGGGUUUUUAAAGAUCCCAAUAUUCUCAAAGCAAUCUACCAAGCAAAAUUAGAAAGAUCAAUGGAUAGCGGCACGUCUUCAACGUCUAAUUCUGCCAGUUCUGAUUCUUUUAUUAGUAGUAAUAGUACACCAUGCUUUGCAAGUUCAAAAUUAGGUAAACAAUCCUUAUUAACAUCAAGUAUGGUCGCACUUCUAAAUGAAAAGAAGAAGAAAAGUGUGUCAUUAAAGAAAAAGAUAGUUCCCUUUGUGAUGUCAAGGAGUGGAACUUACAAAUCUAAGAGACCAGUGAAGUUAGUAAAUGAAAGGGAUAAAAAAAUUGAAUUGACUGCUCCACAAUUACAAAUGGAUGUCUGCGAAACACCCAGUAUGCCUGAAUAUGUUAUGGAAAACAGCGAAGAAGCUUUAAACAGACAACUGCAAUUAUCAGAGAAAUUUUUGGGCGAAAUUUCAACUAACCAGAAAGCUCCUAUAACCUGGGCUGAAAGAGCAAGUAGAUUUCAAACAUCUUUCAUAGCAGAACGUGAGCAGUUGCACAAAGCAUUUAUGCUAUCACAAAAUCCAGGGCAUAGUUCAUGCACUAACUGUCAUGAAGCUGAGUGUUCUGUGAUCUGUAUGGAUUGUAAGCAGUACAAACACCUUUGUAUUGUCUGUGAUGAGAUGCUACAUUCACAUCAACCAUUUCAUGAUCGCAUUGGUUAUGUUAAUGGAGAAAUGGUUGAGUUAAAACCAAUACAGUCAAUUGAUUUCAAUGGAAAUUUAAUCGAAUUUGAAAAGCAUGUACCACUGGCAGUAAAGAGUUGUCCACAGUGUGGUUUUUCUAUUUUCCAUAAAAGAACUGACAACAGUCGUAUUAUAUCUGUUAUUUCAUUUAAAGGUAACAAUUGUUUUCUGAUAUUUUGUUAACAUUGCAUUUAUUUGAUAAACACAUUUUUUUGCAGAAACAAUGUUAAAGU
Molecule: messenger RNA, 2155 nt
Organism: Hydractinia symbiolongicarpus
Lineage: Eukaryota; Metazoa; Cnidaria; Hydrozoa; Anthoathecata; Hydractiniidae
Exons: 5
Coding region: 1107-2105 (332 amino acids)
Source: RefSeq, a predicted model, not a curated record